UCGGAUCGACAUGGCGCGCGGGUAAUACCAAGGUGUCCCUCUCUUAUCUUACGCUCUCUUGGUUCAGGUUAUUAUUGAUCUGCAAGAAAACCCGGGAGAGUUGGUGGUUGAUUUCACAAAUUUGAAAAGCUCAUUACAUCAAUACUGUACACAAUCAAAAUUAACAUUUAAACAGAGAGGGGCUGCUCCAUGCACGGACUCAAUUUCCAAAGGUGGAGUUGAAUUGCAAAAUUUUCGUAACUCGGAGUUUCAGGGCGAGCACGCUGCGAGAAUGGAGAUCACUGACAGCGAAGAAGAGUGACUAAUUUUUAUUACGCCAAAUAUCUAUUUUCAAGAACUGUAAUGCCGACGACAAUGAACAAGCGGAACGAGUGAAAUAAAGGACUUGCAAGAACAAUGGAAAAGGUGCCAACUGACAUUCCCCAAUGCCAUCGCCGCUUGACACCUUGAUUACUAUACGAUCUAGGGGGUUCAAAUGGAGGGCGCUUAUUGGUCGAGUGGCAGAGAUCAUUUUCUGAGCUCUGGCUGCAAAAUGAUGGGACUCACAGAUCGCUUUCCCGGCAUGCAGCUGGAGAAUCACGUCACAGCGAACUUCACAGACGUCACCGAAAUGACGUGCUCGAUUAAAUGCUUUUUGAUUGACAUGUGUCAGUCUUAUAACUAUAACGAGACAACACGAUUCUGCCAAGCGAGUAACUCGACUCGUUUUCAGCACAUCAUUGACUUUCACAACAAGUCGGGAGUCACUUACGUUGGAACUAAGAACAAAUGCGUCCCAGGUGCGUGCCCAUCUGACAAAAUUUGCCGCCCUGACUUUACAUCUGACUCUUUUAGAUGUAUCGACGUGAAUGCAAAGGAACCCUGCGCUGAGGCGCCUUGUCAGAAUGAGGGGCUGUGUGCCAAUUUACCGGACUACAGUGACUAUACGUGCACCUGCAAGAAAGAAUUCACAGGAAAGAACUGCGAAAAAGAAAUGACGGCCUGCGACUCCCAACCCUGCGCUAAUGGCGGCGCUUGCAAGGCUACCGCUGAACAGCCAGGAUAUAUAUGCGCCUGUCUGAGCGGAUUUGAAGGAGACGCUUGUCAAAACAAAGUACGAACUGGACAUAACUGCUCAUUGCACUUUCUCAAUAAAAGUAUCUCCAACUACAUCGAAUUGAAAUCACCGAUUUCAAGUCCUCUGCAGCAAUACACCAUUUCCCUGUGGUUCAAGAUCUCUUUGACAGUCGACAAUGGACAAAUUUUUUUGACGUUUUUAUUUAUCUCAAAUGAAAAGGGUCAGGCUUUUGCAUUAAUGUUCGGAAAAUCGACGUUCGGCAAGUUGAUGGGUUUUGGCGGCGGCGAAAUCUUGAACUCAGAGAAAUUACCCUCUACCAUGGAUUUUGAUGGAAAUUGGCAACACCUCACUCUGACAUAUGACAGCAAAGCAAGCGUGUUGUACAGGAAUGGUGCUGUUGAUAUAAAGACAUUGUCCGCUAGUGACCUGCCAAUCAUCAGCGGAGGGAACAUAACUAUUGGCCGAAACCCGCGCGACCAUCGUUCUUCAUUAAUUGACCACAUCGCCGGCCUUAACAUCUACGAUGUGGUGCUAGACCAGAGUGCUAUUGAGCAGCUGUUCAACGGCGGGUGCGCUGCUACAGGAAUAAUCAGUCAGGCACCCCUCGUCUCCUGGUAUAACAUCACAGCCAGGCCUCCACAGGGAGCCAUACAGGUCGACUGCGCAAUUGACUGUGCUUAGUACAUAUUUCUGAGUCAGUACUGUUACGAAGCUAGUUUUAGUUAUUUGUAGUCCUUAGCGGAAACAUAGAGUUAGCCUUGUAGUCUCGUCUGCAAAGAUGUUUUUGUAGGAAAUUUCCCUACGUCAGCUCUAUCAUAUUAAUCAAUAUUUGUGAAAGCCUCAGCUCAGAGGAAUUCCCACGGCACUCCAAAACGUUUCUUCCUCGCUUUCCCAAAUUUAUUUAACUAAAGCACACCCUUAUCAAACAGGAUAUAAUUAGCCGAGUGCAACCGUGAGAACCAUCCCGACCCGAGGGCCUGCAUGCUCUAUGUCGCCGAUCAUGACUCCUCAAAUAUGACUUCUCAAUCAUCACUCAUAUAAAGAAGUGUCAUCAGUGAUCGCAGAUCCCAUGUGAGGCUCAUGGUUUUAGUACUUUAAGUACGGCUAGCGUUAGGUUCAGGAUGAUCAUAGUCUAGUUCCUUCAUAAGAUUAUGACGUAAUAACCCAUAUCUCGGAACACAGAUCUAUGUAUCACAAUGCUGGAAAGUUGCAAUAUCUUUGCAAUAUUAUGAGUAUUAGCACUAGCUAAAUUUUGUUGACAAUAUAUGUAAUAUUAAAGUAGUUUCGGAACACAUA
Molecule: messenger RNA, 2353 nt
Organism: Nematostella vectensis (starlet sea anemone)
Lineage: Eukaryota; Metazoa; Cnidaria; Anthozoa; Actiniaria; Edwardsiidae
Product: sushi, von Willebrand factor type A, EGF and pentraxin domain-containing protein 1
Exons: 8
Coding region: 476-1738 (420 amino acids)
Biological process (GO): heterophilic cell-cell adhesion; establishment or maintenance of epithelial cell apical/basal polarity
Cellular component (GO): protein-containing complex; plasma membrane
Molecular function (GO): calcium ion binding
Source: RefSeq, a predicted model, not a curated record